Lolium perenne is the source of this 1198-nucleotide messenger RNA. RefSeq lists its product as uncharacterized. The record is from RefSeq and is a predicted model, not a curated record. Lineage: Eukaryota; Viridiplantae; Streptophyta; Magnoliopsida; Poales; Poaceae.
CACGCCGAGAGAGAGAAAGAGCUUUCGGUUUCACUGUCGCCGUAGCGUCCUUUCUCUGCACGCUCCCAUAGCCAUAGCCAUAGCCAAAGCAGCUGGUCUUCAUCAAUCAUCAUCACCACCACCUUCUCCUCUCGUGCUGCGCUGCGCCGGCCUCUCAUUUAAAGCCCUCACCAACCUCUGCCGCCGCUGCCAUUGUUGCGCAGAGCCAUAGCUCCUUUCGUCUCAGCCUGUGGCUCAGAGUGCCAUCCAUUACAUUUCUUGCUGCGACUUGCAAGUACAGCCACUGGACCGAACCAGUGCUGGUGUUCUUAAAUUAGUGCAAGCCGCAGCGAAAAGGGUAGAGCGAGGUGAAGAUGGGUAGCAAUGGCGCUCUCGUCUGGCUUCUCUGCUGCGUCUGCGUGGGCGGCGCCUCGGCCUACUACUCGGUUCCGGCCGAUCCCAGACACCCCACGUGGCAACCUUCCCCUAGUCCUGGGCGCCGAGGCUACCACCACGGCCCUGCAGCGUCCCCGCGCCAGUACCACCACCACGGCAUCUCGCCGGCGCCAGCGUCGCCGCACUACUCCGCUCCUGCGCCGGCGUCGCCGCGCCACUCCGCUCCUGUGCCGGCGUCGCCGCACUACUCCGCUCCGGCGCCGACCGCCGGCUCCGACGACAUGCCGUCCCUCCCACCGCCGGCUACCCCAGUGUACUCCCGCGCUCCGGAGCCGCAGCAGACGACCACGACGCCGCACUUCGGGUUCCCGCUGGAGCCCACGGUGGGCGUCGCGUCGGCGCGUCCGGCGGGAGCUCCCGCCAGCGGAGAGGGGUACCCGUUCAUCGGCAGCAACCCCACCGUGCCGCUGCCCACCGGCGUCACCGACACCGCCACCGUGCGGCCGCUCCCCGACACAGGCGGCCACGCCGACGCCGACGGCAAGGUAGUGGGCCGUGCUGCUGCGCCCGUCCGAGCCCGGGCCGCCAUGAUUGGUCUCCUGGUCGUCUUCUCCAGCGUGCUGUUGUCCUCUUGUUCCUGGAGUAGCUAGCUGAUUGUCCUUGAUUGCUGUGUUAGCUGCGAGAUGUUUUUUUUUACCUGUCAUUAGUUGAAUGUAAAUAUGAGUGUGGACCAUGUCUUGUUUGGGUUAGCAUUAGCAUUUCACCUGCCUUCUAGGAAAAAAAUCAGGGACACACUGGAAAUACUGCACUCGUUUUGUCUGUC